Messenger RNA from Myxozyma melibiosi, 6611 nucleotides. RefSeq names its product SEN1 N terminal-domain-containing protein. Gene Ontology annotation, cellular component: nuclear body. The record is from RefSeq and is a predicted model, not a curated record. Gene Ontology annotation, molecular function: transcription termination site sequence-specific DNA binding; helicase activity. The coding region runs from base 452 to 6418 and encodes 1988 amino acids. Gene Ontology annotation, biological process: termination of RNA polymerase II transcription. Lineage: Eukaryota; Fungi; Ascomycota; Lipomycetes; Lipomycetales; Lipomycetaceae. The transcript is spliced from 5 exons.
UGACAAUUUACCAAAACAGCAAUCCAGCAGAUGACGCGCUUCACCACACUGGUAAACUUCCUCACGUGACCACGCGCGACCUGCCGGUCACGCUCGGACAUCGUUCACCGCGAAGUCUUGCAGGCAUCAACUCUUUUUUCUCUUUUUCCCUUUUUUUCCUUUUGUCCUUUUGCUACUUCCUUGUUGCGGGCGAUUUUGCUGUCGCUGUGCAGUUCACUAUAGAGGAUCCACUCCUUGUGCAUUAUUUGUAAGAUCACCGCUUCUAUGACUACCGUGGCGGGUUUUCUGCCGGCCCGUCUUACGUUGGCUUCGUCCCAACCAAAGUUUCCUUCAUCGACUGACAUUGGCGUUUCAUCAGCGGAUUAGAAGUAGCCCGCCCCCUUUUACAACCGUAUGAGUCCGCAUAUACAGAAGGAGUGACAAAGGCACACGACUACUGUUUUUGUGAGAAAUGGCGACAGCAAAUACCGCGUCCAGCAGUAAACCUGCUGGGUCAAAACCAGUAGAUGAAGAAUUGGAACGCGUGACCAAAGAGAUCAAGGAGUGCAAGAAGGUGGAUGACCCUGUAAAGAUGGAAAAAUGUCUCCAGGACAGUUUAUCAUAUCUCAUGGUUCUACCUUCGACCACUCACUUUUUCUGUAAAAGUCACAUUCGGAUAGUCGCUACCCACGUUCUUCAAAUAUUUGCUUUUGACAACACUCCAGAACUCGAAUGGCUAAAAACCACCCUUGCAAAACAGCUGCAGGAAUGCUAUCUAUGCGUGAAGGCGUACCACAAGGAAAAAAUUCCACUUAAAUUGGAAAUGCUGGAUCAAGGGAUCGACGAAUCUGACGUUGAAGCAUUUGUUAAUGUUCUUGAAGCAUGGGAUAUCGAACGCGUAACAGCGACGCUGCAGCCGUCUGCCGCCAAAUGCGAGGCGGCUUUGAAAGCUGAUCCGAAGAAAGCAAUUGAACCGGCCGUUAUGUCUGCCAGCUUCAACUCGGUAUAUGAGUGUCUCUAUGCUCCCCAUUUCCUCCUGGCGUCGAAGGAGCUGGCGAGUGUCUUUCGGGUUCUGUUUCUGGGUAUUCAGAACGGCGGUAGAUUUCUCAGGCUUCCGAAUAACAUUGUUCCUGCUAUGAUCACAUUCAGAUUCAUGCAUGACGAGCCAGAGUAUGUCAGAUGGGCGGAGAAAUCACUAAACAUCUUGACGAACAAGGUCACCGCGCAGGACUUUGAUUCCUGCGUUCACCGGGCAUAUCAAGAUUGCGUGCAUAGCUACAUCGAACGCCGGAACAGCUCUUCGGAGGAUAUUGUGAGAUUUUGGAAGGGAAUGUACCGCUUGCUGACAGCGCUGACGAAGCCGGUUAUUCUUCGUCAUUGCUGCGGAUCCGGCGCUGGUAACGGUGGUGCAUCCGACGACAGUAUUGUCAAACUUGCCUGGAGAGACGUUCAGGCCUCGCCAAAUAGUCUGCCUACGUUAUUGCAUGCAUUUUCGGUACUUCUCACCAAACUCGAGUCAGAUAUGUGGCCUGUGUCGUCCCCGUUCAUUGCUACCUCGUUCACCGAUAUCAUCUUCAGCGAUUCCUGUAGUGCAAUCUUUGAGAAUGCGCUACGGGAAGUUGCCUCACAAGCUCAGAAAAUCAACGUUUUGCUGGAGUGGAUCUGGCCGUUCAUUCGCUCGGUAUCGGGAUCCAACAAGCUCAAAGUAUGCGAGCUUCUGACAGCAAGACUGCUCGGAAAAUACCAGGAUCCAAUGAAAUUUGGAGUGGCAAAUGAUUAUCUGCGUUCCCGGCUUCUACUAGCUGGAUUUAACGUUUUAAAGCUGUUGCUGGAUUUUGGAAAAGCGGAUAAAAAUGAUCUUUUCCGAUCGUCAUACUCGGUUGACAAGAUCAUGCGUCGAGAGAGUAGGAACUGCGCAGAGACUUAUGCCACUCUUUUUGUCGAUCACGCUAGCCGGCCUGCGAGCGAAGGAGAUGACCCUGAGGUCAAGAAGGCUGCCAUGGACGUCGUCGUUGCGUGUAUUGCGGUCGACUGCAUUUCAAUUACCGAAGAAAGCGAACACAUGAUUGCGGAGGUUCUUGCUUCAGCAGCUAUAAAGCAAAAAGACGUCACGCAGCCCGUGCUGGACGAAGCGGAUAAUGACGCUGUAGCUGCUCAAUCCCAGGAAAGCACGACCUUCUGCUUCGGCGACAAGUUCUGGGGUCUUUUGCAGCGACGCCUGCCGGAGGAUGAUACCGAUUUCGCACUGACAAUUAUCCAGAGUCUGGGAAAGACCAAAAUCUACCUUGCUGAGACGAUAGACAACAUUCGGAUCAACAACGAAGCAGCUGGUGGCAGCAAUGCUUCGAAUGCGACUUCACAGCUAAUCGCGCUGAAAAUACAAAAGUUCAAAAAACUGAGCAGCUUGAUCGACAAAUCGUUGUUUGCGGUCUCAAAGAUCUUACAGCAUAUCAGUGAUUUCAGUGCAAUCAAGCUUCAAAAGCAGCUCCUAGCCGACCGCGAAUGCGUCGAGGUCCUGCUUUCAUGUUCGCUUUCGCCCCAUUCGGCGUUAUCGCGUACCAGUCUUGAGAUUGUUAAGCAAGCCUAUGACGCGGAGGGUAGAAUGGAGUCCCUUCGAGGAUUGUUUUCGUCAAACCCGGCUUUUGUUUUGAGCGGAUACGUAUCUACUCUGAAGAAUACAGUCUUGACAGCUGUGCUGACGGGUGCCGGACCAGUUCCAAAAUUGGUGCGGAUGACGAUGGAUAUCAAAGAUCUUAUAUUUGAUCCCCGCGAUGGAUAUAUUGCGACGCACAACAGCGCGAUUGCGGAUAAAGAAGUUCGCGCGGCUACUCGCUCGUUCUGGGACGCGACCUGGAGAUCUCUGGCUUUUAUCUACAAGCGGACACUGACAUGGGCUCGGGCCUAUCCCAAGGACAUGAUGGUUGAUUACAUGCGCGAUAUUCUGGAGCUUAGUUCGCAGCUGUUUGACAAUUAUCAGCUGCUAGAGCAGGCACUUACUACGAAUGUGGAUGGAGGAGUCCCGGUGAUUGACUUGCAGACUAUAUCGCCAUCCAAACCAACUGCAGUAGGGAUCGAGAUUCUGAAUGUCCUGAUUGAUCCACUUCGACAAAUGUCGCCGUGGCUACGACUUCAGGACACGGCCCUGCUGGAAAUGUGUGUGCACCUUGUCUGCGGUCUAUUGAAAAAGAUGCAUACGGCUCAUGUCGAGGUUCCCAACGACAUUCUGAAGCGACUAGACAAGCUAUCUCACAAAUCAGAAGUCAAUUAUAACAACCUCACAGACGGUCAAUGCUAUGACAUCGUCAUGGCGAUCAGCGAGUUUGACUAUCAGCUGAUGUACGACAGAGCCGAGAGCGCCGAGAGCGAUGUGAAGUCAGAGCCCACGGAACAAGUGAAGUCUGAACCCAGCACAGCUACGAAACCACACGCAAAGAGCAAGGAGAAAGGACUAGACAGCUGGCUCGAGAGAGGUUCUACGUUGCAAUCGAAAAGUGCCGCGCCAAAGGACCCCAGGCAGCAUGCCCUUGAAGCCGCGUUCAAGCAAGCUCAGGAUGAGGAAGCUAAAGCCGAAGCUAUACUCAAGGCUAGCCGGCUCAAUACUGUCAGACAGAAUCUACACGAGCAGCGUCAAAGGAUGGCUGCGGCUAAGGCUGAGAAUGAGGUAAUUCAUCCUCCUCGUCCUCCUGGAUUCAGAGUUACCGAGACCGCUGGUGCUGCCCCACUGUCGAGGGUUGCGGGGGCUAAACAUGCUGCUCCCUUAGCCUCUCUUUCGGACGACAGUUCUGACGAGGAGAGUGACGAUGACAUUGACUCUCUGUUCACGCUGGCCAAACACAACCGGCCAGCAGUCAAAGGAAAUACUUCUUCGGCGAUUGCGCCCAUGCCUCUACGCGUGCAUUCAUCUGUGUCAGGAGUAAGGAGGCCGUUCACGCCUCCGGCAAUGUCAGAGAAAGAGAGGUCAGAACGCAACAUGCGGGCGCGUUUGCGCGUGAAUAUGAGCGCGCUGUACCAUCGGAUCCUUAGAUGGGACUAUCACAGUGAGAGCGAUCUUCCUUCAGACGAAUUCGGAGGGGAUCUUUCAAAGUAUAAGCCGAUUCCGAAUAAGUUUAAUUCCGCGAUGGAGUACAAGGCCGUGUUUGAACCGCUAUUGAUGUUGGAAGCUGUCCAGAGUAUCGUCAAGUCCAAGAUUGAGAAGUACGAUAAGCCGUUCAGAUUGACGGUUAACAAUCGCGCUUCUUGUGAUGACUACAUUGAAAUCUAUGCUUCCUUGGACUCCAAACUACUUCCAGUGCUCAAGAUCGGAGACAUGGACGUUAUUGUCAUCACCUUCAUUCAGGAGGAGCAAAAUCUGAACAUGGGUCAAGGUUUAAAGGGACGGCCUGCACAGUGGCCGAGUCCGAAAUAUCUGAAUUGCAUGGCAAAGAUCAAGGAGAUCAAGCGAUCACAUAACGAGUUAUCGGAUAUGGUUCUACGCUGUCUGCCUAGUCCAGAGUUGGCACGCAAUUUGCUGCCCAAAACUGAGCUCAACGGACUGCGAGUCAUGAGUAUGACUACGAUUGAGAGAGAGUACAGCUCUUUACAAGGAUUGCCAUACUAUGAUCUGUGUGAUCAGAUUUUGCAGGCUCGGCCUGCGAAUAUGGUGCGCGCCGAAGGAGCUAAGAUCAAGAGAGCACAGCAGAUUUACAAAGUGAACGCUCCUCAGGCCGGAGCAAUCAUUGGAGCUAUGGAAGCCACUGGUUUCACGUUGAUUCAAGGUCCUCCCGGAACCGGAAAGACUAAAACCAUUCUAGGUAUCAUUGGCGCCACGCUUUCGACCACCAAAUCGCGCGGUAUCCCGAUCGGUAUCCCCGGCCAACGUGCGCAGGCACCGAAAGAGCCUGCUACGUUAGAGCAGAAGCGGAUCUUGGUUUGCGCGCCUUCUAAUGCUGCGGUCGACGAACUGGUGCUUCGGUUGAAGGGCGGAAUCCGCAAUUCGUCUGGCGAGUUUUUCAUUCCGAAGAUGGUUCGACUUGGCCGGAGUGAUGCUGCUAAUCCCGCGGUACGCGAUCUGACGUUGGAAGAGCUCGUUGAUGCAGAGGUUGCCAAAUUUGAAGAUGAAAACAACAAAAAGAAAGGAAUUUCGAUUGACAAGUCCAAGACUUUACGCGAGGAACUAAACGCGGUUCUUGCCGAAAGAUCCGAGAUUGACGCGCAGCUGAACACGACUGAAGACGCAGCAGAGCGCGCGAAACUGCGCGAGCGACGGGAUGUUUUGCAUGCGAAGAAAGCGGCACUCGGACAGAAGCUCGACGAGGAGCGCGAUCGGCACUCGGUUGCGGUGCGGGCUAGCGAAAUUGAGCGGCGAAGCAUUCAGGCGCGGCUUGUGACUGAUGCGGAGAUUUUGUGCGCUACGCUGUCUGGAGCCGGACAUGAGUUGAUGGCAUCGCUUGCGUUGACGUUUGAUACUGUUAUUAUCGACGAAGCAGCGCAGUGUGUUGAGCUAUCGGCGUUGAUCCCGUUGAAGUACGGUGCGACGCGCUGUGCGAUGGUCGGAGACCCUAAUCAGCUCCCGCCUACGGUGUUGUCGCAGACCGCGUCCAAGUAUCUAUACGAGCAGAGUUUGUUUGUCCGGAUGCAGAAGAACUACCCGUCGUCUGUACACUUGCUGAGUAUCCAGUACCGAAUGCACCCUCAGAUCUCAAAGUUCCCCAGCGCCCAGUUCUACCAGUCUCGCCUGAUUGACGGCGACGGCAUGGCUGACCACACCGCUGCGCCCUGGCACUCGGGCGCCGAGCAGUUUGGACCCUAUCGUUUCUUUGACGUGCACUCGCGAGAGCAAGUCUCCAAGACACACUCAUAUUCCAAUCGAGCGGAGGCUGAGUGCGCGAUAACGCUAUACAAGCAGGUCUGCGACACGUUUCCGGACGUGAAUUUUGAAGGUCGUGUCGGUAUCGUGACGCCGUAUAAGGAGCAGCUGCGAACGCUGCGGGAGACGUUCAUGCGCGCGCUGGGUCAGACUGGAAUACAGGGCAUUGAUUUCAAUACUAUCGACGGUUUCCAGGGACAGGAGAAGGAUAUCAUUAUUCUGUCGUGUGUGAGAGCGCAGCCAGCGGGAUCAGGACGAGGAGUGGGAUUCAUUUCCGACAUCCGACGAAUGAACGUCGCGCUGACGCGUGCAAAGUCCUCGCUGUGGAUUAUCGGAAACGUCAGCAGUUUGGUCGUGAGUGAUGUGUGGAGGAAUCUGAUUGACGACGCGAAGAAGCGAGGACUGGUUUCGUUCUUUGACGGUCACAGGGUCGUUUCGGGAAAUUACGAGUAUGCCGGUCCUACCGCCGGAUCGUCAUCUUCUUCGUCCGCAGCUAAGAGUGGCAGUAAACCCAAGGUUCCGCAGAAGCGGCCGAAAGCGAACGGUGAGGCCAACGCUUCAAAACACAGGAAACUUAAUGACGAGAAAAAGUAAGGUGCCUGACAGCGAAGCGCUCACCGGGCUCGCUCACCGGGCUACAUUCUCCCGAGGCAUGAGAAGAAAAUGGAGAGAAAAAAGACGAAGAAAAAAGAUUGUUAGUCUAGUUUCUGUCUUUCCCUAUCGAGAAGGUUAUCUUCAAGAGGGAUGCAUACUUUGGAGUGCUGUUAAAUAAAAUUAAUUUGUGCAU